UCUCCUCCCAUUAAGGAAGAAGUGGUGUCGCCCAGUACCUCACCAAUCUCCACAGAUGAGGGCCACCAUUUAGAAAGACAACAGACUUUCCAACAAGUAAAAAUUAACAGAGAGAGUCGACUCAAUGCAAGGGCAAAGAGAUGCAGGUGGAUCAGACCCUCAGACGAAGAUCAGAUUGAUGGUCCCUAUCUUAAGGAGCCGAGGUUCCUGGACACAGAGGACGAAAGCCCGAGUGGAACUCACUGUGUGGAACAUGCAUGGCACAGCCUCAGCAGGAACAGCACACAGCAAUUCCACAAGCUGAGAGGAUCAAGCUCUUGCACAACACAGAGUUUGACAAGUAGAGACAGCGAUGGAGAUCUCGACACUGACAGAGAUGAGCUAUCACUCUUCACUAAGUUUAAUUGUUCAGCAGCACAGGGCCCGAAUGGCGAGGCACAGAAGCUGGUAGAAGCGCAGGACCAGCACAAUGUGGUGAUAAGAAUGGUUAACCCAGUGGUGGACAGAGGCGUAACCUCAGACAUCUUGAAAGCCCGGAUCAGUGAGCUCACACAGAAGCUGUUACAGAGGGAAACCUACAGGUGCCACGUGUGUAUGGCGUCCCCUCUGUAUGGCCUUCCCCUCUCCCUGGCGGCACUGAGUUCGGUUGGAAGACUCCAUCCAGCUGAUGCCCCUAAUGAGAAUUCACAGAGCGGAGAUCCGCACCAUAUCAGCGUAGUGGCCGUGCGCAAG
Messenger RNA from Rhincodon typus (whale shark), 732 nucleotides. Its product is annotated as E3 ubiquitin-protein ligase RNF220-like. Gene Ontology annotation, biological process: protein ubiquitination. Lineage: Eukaryota; Metazoa; Chordata; Chondrichthyes; Orectolobiformes; Rhincodontidae. The transcript has 8 exons. The annotation marks the transcript as partial. Gene Ontology annotation, molecular function: ubiquitin protein ligase activity. The record is from RefSeq and is a predicted model, not a curated record.